AUGCAUUAUAACUCUGAAGUGGAUGAUAAGUACGUGUGGUACCCGGAGCCUGAGAGGGGUACAGGUGUUUUCUCAGCAAACGAAACGUGGAGAGUCUUGCAUCCUUAUCCAGUAGAAGUGUUCUGGCAUAAGGCAGUGUGGUUCUCAGGGAGAAUACCGAAGCAUGUCUUCAUUAUCUGGGUUGCAGCAAGAGACAGAAUGGUUACGAGGGAUAAGCUUUUGAGAUGGGGCUUGACGGUACCAUCUAACUGUGUGCUAUGCGCCGGGAAUCAAGAGAAUCGUCAGCAUUUGUUCUUCGAUUGUGCGUAUAGCAAUCAGGCUGUAGUGUAUUUGGUUUGGAAGGAAAGAAACAAGAGAAUCCACUCAGCAGUGGAGAAGCCUCCAUGUACUCUUAUUGGAGAAAUUCAGCAGACAGUGAGACUCAGAUUAGAUCAUCUGGCCCGUAAACAGAUUAUUCCUCCGGGACAGAAUUCAUUGCUUGCAGCAUGGUUCUUGUUCUUUGAUUUUUGA
Brassica napus (rape) is the source of this 510-nucleotide messenger RNA. RefSeq lists its product as uncharacterized. The transcript has 3 exons. The record is from RefSeq and is a predicted model, not a curated record. NCBI's taxonomy places the organism in Eukaryota, Viridiplantae, Streptophyta, Magnoliopsida, Brassicales, Brassicaceae. The coding region runs from base 1 to 510 and encodes 169 amino acids.